Molecule: messenger RNA, 7295 nt
Organism: Caretta caretta (loggerhead turtle)
Lineage: Eukaryota; Metazoa; Chordata; Testudines; Cheloniidae
Product: opsin-3-like
Biological process (GO): visual perception; G protein-coupled receptor signaling pathway
Cellular component (GO): membrane
Molecular function (GO): G protein-coupled receptor activity
Source: RefSeq, a predicted model, not a curated record
GAGCGGCGCUUCCCGAGCCGGCAGCGCCGAGCCCCCGGCCCGCAGGGAGCGGGGCGGGAGACGGAGACUCACCAGCCGGCAAAGUUGGCGGGGACCCUCCUCGCGCCGGUGGCCGCGCCACGCGGGGCGGGCUUCGGGGCGCCGGCUGAAGGCUGCCCGGGGCCGGCUCCCACUUCCCCCGUGUGGCUCCGGCUGGGCGGAGCGGGAGCUGGACAGCCCCCAGCACCGCGGAAAGAUGUUUUUGCCAUGAAGGUUUCAGAGGAACAGCCGUGUUAGUCUGUAUUCGCAAAAAGAAAAGGAGGACUUGUGGCACCUUAGAGACUAACCAAUUUAUUUGAGCAUGAGCUUUCGUGAGCUACAGCUCACUUCAUCAGAUGUAAGAACUCCUUUGUGACAACGGGACUGAUCACAAUUACUAGAACUUGCUUUGCUCUGAAGACCUGGCAGUUUUUUAAGAUGCCUUCUACCUUUGGUCUAAAAGUACUUCUAUAAAGUAGCUAGAAGAUCUGGGAGUAGAACUCUCCAGCCUACUAUAAUGUCAGAAAUGAGUACCAGCUGGACAGCCAACCUGAGCUUUGGAGCAUCUACAGAUCCUCAUGAGCCACGAACUGGACUCUCUAGAACAGGGCACACCAUAGUGGCUGUUUUCCUUGGAUUUAUCUUGGCAUUUGGCUUCUUGAAUAACUUGAUUGUUCUCAUACUCUUCUGCAAGUUUAAAACCCUGCGCAACCCUGUGAACAUGCUACUGCUGAACAUCAGUGCCAGUGACAUGUUAGUGUGCAUCUCCGGCACCACACUCAGUUUUGCAUCCAACAUCCACGGCAGAUGGAUUGGAGGAGAGUAUGGUUGCAUGUGGUAUGGCUUUGUCAAUUCCUGCUUUGGUAUUGUGUCCCUGAUCUCCUUGGCUAUCUUGUCUUAUGAACGCUAUAGCACCAUCACCCUAGGUAACAAACGGGGCUCUGACUAUCAGAAGGCUCUGCUAGCAGUUGGUGGUUCCUGGCUUUAUUCUCUCAUCUGGACAGUACCACCGCUCAUUGGCUGGAGCAGUUAUGGGAUUGAGGGGGCCGGCACAAGCUGUUCAGUACGUUGGACCUCCGAAUCAGCUGAGUCUGUCUCCUAUAUCAUCUGUCUCUUCAUAUUCUGCUUGGUCAUCCCUGUAAUGGUAAUGAUAUACUGCUAUGGACGUCUCCUUUAUGCUGUUAAACAGGUUGGAAAAAUCCGGAAGAAUGCUGCCCGCAAAAGGGAAUACCAUGUCCUCUUUAUGGUGAUUACUACAAUAAUCUGUUAUCUAAUAUGCUGGAUGCCUUAUGGCGUUAUAGCGCUGCUCGCAACAUUUGGUAGUCCAGGUGCAGUUUCUCCAGUAGCAUAUAUCAUUCCUUCCAUCCUGGCAAAGAGCAGUACCGUAUGCAAUCCAAUUAUCUACAUACUUAUGAACAAGCAGUUUUACAAAUGCUUUCUUCUACUUUUCCACUGCUACCCUCCUUCGGCUGCUGAUGGAGAAUCCCUAUGUCAGUCUAAGGUAACCGUAAUCCAGCUGAAUCAGAAAGUGGACAGUGGAGCCACAUGUAAUAAUCAAGUACUUCCUGAAACGGAUGAACAAGUGGCCUGUCUACGGAGCCCAGAGUCAAACGUAGAGACAGCUUCAGAAGACACACCACAGAUGUUAAAGGAGAAUUCUCUCGGAUGAAUAGGCACACACCUUAACCAGUGUAUGUUGCUUUAUUGCCAUGCUACCCAGUUUACUUUAUCAUUCCUAAAGGAAACUGCUAUUUGUGGAAUAGGAAAAAAAACAUGACAAGAACAAAAACAGGCUUCUGUUACUACUUCUUAAUAGCAACGAAGAUUGAAAGUCACUGAAGAAACUGUUUGAUAUGGCAGUUUUAAAACAAAACAGGUGACCUUCCAGGUAAAAGUGAAUUCUUUAUGGAGAACUGAAAAGCAGUGAAGGUUUAAAUCUUUAUAAUCUGAUGAGCAAUGUUUCCAAGAGUCAAUCUAUAUUAAGGACAUAUGUGUCAUCUAGUUUAUCCCUUUGCCAGUAGAUUUUUCCCUACUAGUAUUUUGGUCUCCUAUACUUAUAAAAGUGAGUGAUGGAGAUUCCACCCCUUCCCUUAGGACAAAGCCUAAAAAGCUCCAAGAUUUUCCUGAUAUUCACCCUAAUUUCACUCAACUACUCCUAGUUAAACUCCUUUAGCCUAUAGCAUUAAUCUCCAUCCUUAGCAUUUACAACAAUUCCACAUUUGCAUGUGGCUAUUUAUUGGUAUUCUGCACCCUGCCUGGCUAAUACCUAUUUAUUUCCAGGUGCAGUUCAAUCUUUUUAAGUGGUUGAUGACCCAGGUAUCAGACAAUGUCUUUCUUUCAUUGCUUGUUGCAACUAUUACAGUCUGGUAGGGCAUGCUGUCUGUCUGUUCCUGGGGUUGAACUCUCCAGGACCAGCAGCCAGACAUUUACUUCUGGGCCUAAAGUAGUCUUGGGGGGGAAAAAAGAGGGAAAAUGCUCCCUGUACCAGCCAAAGAAUAAGGGAGAUGUGCGAAGUACUGAUUGUUAAAAGCUCCCUCCUCCCCCACCCAUGGCUUGGAUAAAGGUGUGGGAGGCACACUUUGCCCUUCUUCUGCUUUCCCUAUUGUUUAUGUUCCAGAUACAUUUUCCCUCAUCUACCACAGCCUGAAUUUUGUAAGAUUUACAUGAGCAGUGAUGAAAUAUUUUACUGAAUUCACAUCUACUAAUUUAAUUCUGUCCCAAACUAGAAUAAAUGCAUCAAGUUUGCAUUUAUUUAUUUAUGUAAACCUAUGCUACUUACUGCUCACAUAAUGGAAUUAUUUCCAUUAUCCUUUAUCGGCCAAAUUUCCAAAAUGUGAUGUAUAGAUGAACACUAUCACUUGUGCAAGCAAAUUAUCAAAUUUACACAUGCAAACACAAUUUCUUGGAUAAAUCAAGCACACGUCUGUGCAUGUGAUAAAUAUCUAAUUUGCGCACACAAAUGGUAGGGCACGAAAAAUCAGUUGUGUAAAUGAGUGCUUGCAAAGUUGCACGCACUCAAAUACGGGGUGGGUCACCUUUUAGAAGCAUGAGUAGAUAUUUAAAGCAUUUCCUCAAUGCUUAUUCCACUAUUAAGACAUUUUAGAAAGAAUUCCACCAUUUUUCCAGUAUCCUUCUGGCUCCAAUAGCAGUUGAUUUAAAGACUAGAAGAGAAUAAUACUGUGAUUUAUUCUGGUGAACAUACAUGCAAGUAAAGACAAAGCUUAACAGAAGGGACAAAUAUUAGUUGUUUUUAAAAUGUAAACAGAGUCAAUUGGUAAAGUUCUAUUUUCAAGCCUCUAAAAACGUGUUGAAAACAAAGAACAAUAAAAACUACAAUAACCAGUGAUGUUCUUUUAAUUGGGUCGUGUCACUGGUACAGAGUACUUCACAGUUCAAUGCAUCUAACCAACCUUAUUUAGGGAGAAGAUUAAGUCACUAGAGAGUACAUACUGGUAAGGGAAAUAUACUAUAUGACUGAAUAGCUCUUUUCCAUCUGUAACUUCUGAUUCCCUUAAUAAAACUGACAGCAUAAAACUUGCCAAGAAAUCCUAAUAAUCCAGUAAAACAUCUUUUAAAACUAGCGAUGAAAACUAAAAUAUGAAUAAAAUUCUAAAUUAGAGAUGACAUUCCAUUCUUUCCUCACACAACUGUAAAAAAAGUGCACAAACAGGAAAGUUAACCUCUUCAUUCUGCAUGAGCGUGACUAGACAUCCUAGGUUUAUUUAAAAGCUUUUAGAUACUUUUUUUAAAAAUUUUUAUAUUUAUAACAGUUCACCAUUCGAAGAACAAACCUACUGUCUGAUGGAUAACCUAGGACUAAAUUUAGAAAAAAACAUUAAAUAGAAGGCAAAUAGUAGGAAUCUAAAACAAAUAAUAGAAAUUAGAAAUGCAAAGAACUAGGACACUUAGUCCAGUCCCCUGCCAAUAUCAAUAUUUUUUCCCUACUGUGCAUUUUCUAAUGCUCUGCACUUUCUGCUCUUUAAAAGUUCCAAGCAAUAGGGCUACCAACAUUUAUUUGGGGAGAGCAUUCCACAGCCUCGUAAAUCUCACAGUCAAGCCUCCCUUUCUUAAUUUCCUUAGUUCUCUUAUAUCCUUUUGCACCAUUCUACUCAUUUCCAUUUUCUUUAGUGUUUAUGACCUUCAAAUGGGAAGUUUAUGUCAUCUGGCCCCAGCUAGUUAGUUGUUGCUGUGCCAAGUUACAUUUCUUUUAAGUUUUCACAAUUCAAUUUCUUCAUCCCCUGAGCAUUUUGGGUGGUCUUCUCAAGCCCCCUUGAUAUUGUCAGUAGCUUGGCAUUGAGGUGCCCAGGAAUGAACACUGUAUUUCAAAUGAGCAAUAACUUAACAAUGAGACCUACUCCCCUACGGACUAGUUCUAAGGAAAUUGGGGAAGCCCUAUCAGUUGAUUCAUGUAAAAAUUAGGCCAGACAGACUACUCAAGAAUAUGCCGUGGGGAUCCAGAAUCAAGAAGUGGGCAGAAAAAAUUAUUUAUAGGCCUUUUCCAGUUCUGAUGUCUCUAAUACGCUAUUUUUGAGCUCUCGGAGCUUAAACAUCACAUCUAUUUUUAAUAAGGAAAAUACAAGAGAGUGUGGAGAUUACGAAGAAAAAUUUAACCUGACCUUAGAUGUGGCAAGAAUAACUGGUGAGGCUAUAGUAUUACCAUAUGUGCAAAAAGGGAACUGAAAAGAUUUCCUGAUAAGCCAAACCUAGUCUGCGCUAUUGCCCUAGCUCUUUUUUUUUUUAUGGUCCAAAAGCCGUAUUUGGAUUACAACAGCUGUAAAAUAGGACAUUUUAAAAAUAGUUUUGCCCAGAUACAGAAAAAUCUAGAAAAGUUGCUGUAUAGACUAUGUGUGUGUGACUUAUGAGUAUUCUAUAGAUAAGUUAUUCUGGGGAAAAUUACGAUUAGCGCUAAAACAUUUUCAUUUGAAAAGAAUCAUAGAACAUCAGGAGGUCAUCUAGUCCAACCCCCUGCUCAAAGCAGGACCAAUCCCCAAGAGUUUUUAAAAUAUAUAUUAUUCAAAUAAAAUUAUCAAGUUAUCAAGCUUGCUGCCCAGCUGUUUCUGUAUUAUAAUAUUACAGUUUUGGACACUAAUAAAAAUUUAAAUAUUUCAAAAUACUCAAUAGGAUAUAUUAUAUUUCUAUUAAAAGGAAGGUAAACUAAUUUUAGAAUAUUUAGAUAUGGCUUAAAUUGAGUCUAAAUGGCACAACUAAACUCUUGGGAUUUUGCCAUCUGUGCGGCUGAAAAUAUUUAAACAGAAUUAAAUGAAAAAUAUUAAGUUACUUGCAUGGAUGGCUUAUGCAAAUGAACACAGAUUCUAAUCAAAAGGAGAAAAUGUGUUAAUUUGUUUAUUGAUUUUAAUAACUCAAGAGGUUUUUAAUUUCCAACAUGCAUCUUUUGCACAGUACAGUUGCGCAUUGUGGUUAGCAAAUUAAUUUUUAAAACAUUUUUCUUAGUUUGUAAAUAUAUAAAAUUUAAUUUAAUAUACCUGAGUAUAACAGAUGAUGUAUAAAAGCAUCUGAAGUAAGGAAUCUAAUUCAAACAUUAACCAAGACUUCAGCUCAGCUUCUGAUUUAGCAAAACUGUUUAAUUAUUUACAGUGUAGAAGUACGGAUACAGGACUUGAUUUUCAGAAGUGCUGGGCACUCACAACUUCUGUUAAGAGUUGUCGAUGUUCAGUAACUCUGAAAAAUGAGGCCCAUAGGCCCAUUUCACUUUUUUAAAAAGUCAGCAUUAAAGAGACCGUAACAAGCUUAUGUGAGAGAGACUGAACAAAAUCACAUAUAUGUAAUCUGAUUAUCACAUACAUGUAAUCUAAUUAUCACACACUCAGUAUACACCAAUGUUUUCCCACACAUCACAGUAGCAGCUACAGAACUAAGUUUAACAAUGUAACUAACUAUUUUUAAUUAAUUUAAUUAAUUAAGUACAUUAAUUUAAGGUUUUUUGAACAUAGGGCAUAAAGAAAAUACAGUUUUCUGCACAUUAGUCUGCAUAUGUACACUGUGUGUUUGUCAUUCUUUGAAGAGACAUGGAUGUCAAAGUAAAAGUGACAUUCUCAGGUGGAUGCUACUGACUCCGUCAAAUUUAACAAACAAAAGGCAAGAACAGAAGCAAUGGUAAAUACUGUAGCUAAGCUAUCAUUGAGGUGUAUCCCUAGUAAUAUUACAAAACACAUGUAUAUAUGAAAUUUACUUUUUUCUGGUGUUCAGGAAUGCUGGUUGCAGGAGUAUUUGUUCAUGCUUGUAACAGGCUAUACAAUGCCACAGAUAUCCAUGCGGAUUGACCACAGUAUGUUACCCACAGUUCUGUGGGUUUAAUAGACUUUUUAAAUGAAGAAAAGUGCUGUGUUCAUUUUCAAGAGAAGGUUAUUUCAUGUCUGUUUGGUCAAUCAAAGAUGACAAAUAUUAAUCACAAGAGAACACUACUUGAAUUUACAGAAAAUCAACACUAAUUAAAGAAUUUAAAUGUCACCAAAUGGCGUUUGUGCCUAGACAUAAGCAGUAAUAUACUGGUGUUUGAUGUAGAUUUUUGCAUCGUGUAGCUUGAUUAGAAAUCAAUAUAUGUUACUGUAAACACAAAAAGUUAUUUAUCAAUAACUAUAAUGUAUUCUGUAAAUUCAUAGAUAUGAAAAUACUAACCAAGAUUACCAUGUGCUGUUAAGUGUUUUAUUCAAGGUCAAAUGACAUGCUGGAGUAUUAAACCCGCCACACAGAAUGAAAAGAUGAAAAGUGAUGGAUAAUAACAUAAUGUCUGAAAUGCUAUUUGAAAUGAGUUUACUCCCCUCUCUGUGUAUACCAGGAAGCUGAAGCUUCUUAAAUAUUUGAGUGUUUUCUGCCUGCAUGAUAAUAUAUCUGAAAAGAGUAACCACUACACCAGUCCAAUUUUGUUUUUUAGCAACUAGUUACCAGAUUACUAGCUAAGCCAAAGUAACAAUAACACAGGCAAAUGGUUUUAAAACAACUAACAUGUUUAACACUGUCACUGUUUCUUUUCAAGUUAUGCAAACAUUCUUUUUAAGCCAAGGUAGAGAUCCCCAGCAUUCUUCUUGUCAGCAUGCCAUUUGAAAUGGUUUUAUAUCCGUGUCCUGAAGGAAAACAAUCUGAUAAUGUACCAGUGUUAUAAUUUGCUUGCUUGUGUUGUCAUUUUGAAUUAUGCAUGCAAAGGAAGUUGAACGUAGUGUUAUCGAGAAUCCUUAAUGCCAACCUGUAGUUUUGAACUGUACCGUGAACUGUAAAUGCUGAAACAAGAAUUUCUUUUUCAAUAAUAAUAUAUGUAUUUA